UACUUGGUACCGGAUCGUACCGAUCAGUCAAAGAGACGCCGCGGUUCUGGUGCGCUUCAUUCCGCGAAAGUCCGUCGAGCGGAGGAGAACCGAGUGUUGCCCGCGGUACCGUUUUUUUGUCGGUCGUUCCGUCGCCUGGUACGACCUUUAGAACGGGUCGGUGCGCGUAUUAAAAUAUCGCUUUUCAUUUAAUCAUAAUAAUAAUAAUAGUAAAAGUAAGCUGUUUUGGUCGCUUAUUAUUAUCGGUCAUUAUGUCGUCGUUUUUUAAAAUUAAACCCAUUUGGAAAGGAAACUUGAAGAAGCAUAAAAAACUAUCGGAAGACGCCGCCCUUCAAACCGGCAAAGAGACCAUCAUCGAACCGGAAUCCGAUAAUAACGAGGCCGAAAACGAAGUGGUCACUUUUAAAUUAAAAUAUUUAGGCAGUACCGUAGUAGAAAAAACGUCGGAUAAAUCGACCGUAAGCACGGACGCCGUAAAAAACAUCAUAAAAACCGCGAAAGCGGCCCGCAAACAACAGAAGAAACUCCAAAGGGUCAUCGUGGCCAUAUCCGCCACCGGAAUAGCCGUGACUGACUUGGAAGGGAACGACAUAAUUAAAGUUUCCAUUUACAGAAUCUCGAACUGUGCAGCUGACGCGUCACACCGUCAAGUGUUCUCGUUCAUCUCCACCGAUCAAAACGACACCAUGGAGUGCCACGCCUUCUUUUGUUCGAAGAGGAAACUCGCCGAAACCGUCACCCUCACCGUCGGCAAAAUCUUCACCACCGCCUACGAGAUGUGGAGGGAUUCCCCGCCAAAUUCCCAAUUAACCGCUGUGCAGGGCAGUACCAGUAGUAAGGAGGAGCAGGAAGAAGAGGAGGAGGAGGAGAGUCCCAAUGGUCAAAAAGUGAGUGAGGAGAAACUGAUCGAUUUCGACAGUGAGGGCGUGGAGGAGGACGACUGGGAGUUUGACGGGCUGCUCACCAAUAGAAACGUCAACGGAAAUAGUCAGUGGGUAUCCUUCGAGGACGACUUUUCUAAGGCCACCGUUCCACAACUGCCACCCCGCAACAACCUGAUUUCGGUAUAAUUAGUUAUUUAACUAAUAUAAUACUCGAGCAAAUGGCCAAUAUAUAAUAUAAUAUAAUAUAAAUAUUCGUUUUAUAUGUAUAUGUAAGUGUGAUUUUAUUUAAGUGCUAUAAUUGUUUUUUUUUUGUAUAUAAGGAUUAUAAUAAUGAAGUAUGUCUCAGCUAUAUUAUAUCGAUUGAUAAAUAAAGCAUGCAAAAUAUAUAA
Anthonomus grandis grandis is the source of this 1273-nucleotide messenger RNA. Its product is annotated as low density lipoprotein receptor adapter protein 1-B-like. The record is from RefSeq and is a predicted model, not a curated record. The coding region runs from base 252 to 1070 and encodes 272 amino acids. NCBI's taxonomy places the organism in Eukaryota, Metazoa, Arthropoda, Insecta, Coleoptera, Curculionidae. The transcript has 5 exons.